Messenger RNA from Daldinia vernicosa, 996 nucleotides. Its product is annotated as putative short-chain dehydrogenase/reductase family protein. Lineage: Eukaryota; Fungi; Ascomycota; Sordariomycetes; Xylariales; Hypoxylaceae. The record is from RefSeq and is a predicted model, not a curated record. The coding region runs from base 1 to 996 and encodes 331 amino acids. The transcript has 3 exons.
AUGGUGUCAUCUUGGGAAUUUGUAUCUGAGCAACGGCAAAAGCUCCCCGUCCUCGCUACGACGGAAACUUGUGCUGGGAAAACGUACAUCGUUACAGGCUCCAAUACCGGCCUAGGGCUUGAGGCCGCGAAACAUCUAGUCCGCGUCCGGGCUAAGAAGGUAAUCAUCGCAGUCCGAAAUCUCAAAGCAGGGGAAGCGGCAAAGGCCGAGAUCGAGUCCGCGACGAACAAUCGCGGCAUCGCCGAGGUAUGGCAUCUCGACUUGGCAAGCUUUGAGUCCGUCAAAGAUUUUGCGAAGAUGGCUACCGAGAAAUUAGAUCGUAUCGACGGUCUGAUCGAGAAUGCUAGUAUUGCGCUUGACAAGUUUGCUCUUGCAGAGGGGUACGAGUCGACUGUCACUAUCAAUAUUUUGAGCACAUUUCUUCUAGCGAUCCUCCUCAUUCCAAAGAUGACCGAGACAGCGAAACGCUUCAAUAUCCAGCCUCACUUGACUAUCGUUACGAGCGAGGCUGGAUUUGCAGCCAAGGAAGCCUUCGAUAGUGUAAAGGAUAAUCUAAUGACGAAGUUGAAUGACCCGAAAACGUCGGAUAUGAAUCAAAGAUAUGCUCUUAGCAAGCUCCUCCAAUAUUUCGCAGGCCACCACCUCGCAACCCUCCUACCAGUUUCAAAAACGGGGGUUAUCUUGAACCUUGUGAACCCUGGCCUAUGCAGGACGGCGCUUAGCCGACAUGUAAGAUUCCUUUGGCGUUUGCAGAUUGUCACCGUGGCCUAUUUGCUCGGGAGGACUGUUGAAAUGGGUAGCCGCACGCUGCUGCACGCAGUGGUAGCUGGGGAAGAGAGCCACGGGUGUUAUGUCUCGGCUUGCGAGGUUAGGGAACACCAGGUACCCAGCUGGGUAAACAGCGAGGAUGGUAGGAAACAAGGAAAGCUUAUAUGGGACGAGAUAUCAAGGGUUCUAGAGACAGUUAGUCCUGGUUGUCUGAGUGAAGUGUUGUAA